Molecule: messenger RNA, 1491 nt
Organism: Pelecanus crispus (Dalmatian pelican)
Lineage: Eukaryota; Metazoa; Chordata; Aves; Pelecaniformes; Pelecanidae
Source: RefSeq, a predicted model, not a curated record
AUGAAGAACCAAGGCGGGGAGACCAAAGCAGCCCCGCGGCCUGCGAGCUCUUCCAAAAUGAGCAGCAGCCUGGCACUGGAGGAAGGCGAAUCGCCGGAGGCCGCAGCACCCCUGGAAGCUCCUCUCGCACAGGAGGACGCCAAGUCCUCCCGGCCUGCUGUGCGUGACGUCUCCGAAGAGCUAAGCAGACAGCUUGAGGACAUCUUGAACACAUACUGUGUGGAUGCCAGCCAGGAGGGUCCAGGCGAGGACGGUGGGCAGAGUGAGCCCGCAGAGCCAGAGGAAGCUGAGAAGUGUCGUAGCGAGUCCCCGAGGAACGGCGACCCGGAGUCGGGUGGCCCCGAGAUGAACGGGGAGAAGGAAAGCACGAAGGGGACUGAAGAGUUUCGACCCGUCGAGGAGUGUGGGGAGCGGGAUCAGAAGAAGGCUCAGGAAAAGAAGAAAGCCAAGGGCCUAGGCAAAGAAAUCACUUUGCUGAUGCAGACGCUGAACACCCUGAGCACACCAGAGGAGAAACUAGCAGCGCUGUGCAAGAAAUACGCUGAGCUGCUGGAAGAGCACCGUAACUCCCAGAAACAGAUGAAGAUCUUGCAGAAGAAGCAGACGCAGCUGGUGCAAGAGAAGGACCACCUGCAGAGCGAGCACAGCAAGGCAAUCCUGGCCCGCAGCAAGCUGGAGAGCCUGUGCCGCGAGCUCCAGAGACACAACCGCACCCUCAAGGAGGAGGGUGUCCAGCGUGCGCGGGAGGAAGAGGAGAAGCGGAAGGAGGUGACAUCCCACUUCCAGGUGACGCUGAACGACAUCCAGCUCCAGAUGGAGCAGCACAACGAGAAGAACUCCAAGCUGCGCCAGGAGAACAUGGAGCUGGCAGAGCGGCUCAAGAAGCUCAUCGAGCAGUACGAGCUGCGGGAGGAGCACAUUGACAAGGUGUUCAAACACAAGGACCUGCAGCAGCAGCUGGUGGACGCAAAGCUCCAGCAGGCGCAGGAGAUGCUGAAGGAGGCGGAGGAGAGGCACCAGCGGGAGAAGGACUUUCUGCUGAAGGAAGCUGUGGAAUCGCAGAGGAUGUGUGAACUGAUGAAGCAGCAGGAGACCCAUCUCAAGCAGCAGCUCGCUCUCUACACAGAGAAGUUUGAAGAAUUCCAGAACACCCUUUCCAAAAGCAGUGAAGUGUUCACGACAUUUAAACAGGAGAUGGAGAAGAUGACUAAGAAAAUCAAGAAGCUGGAGAAAGAGACCACCAUGUACCGUUCUCGCUGGGAGAGCAGCAACAAGGCUCUCUUGGAAAUGGCUGAAGAGAAAACCCUUCGGGACAAAGAGUUAGAGGGGCUUCAGGUGAAAAUCCAACGCUUGGAGAAACUGUGCCGAGCCCUGCAAACGGAGCGCAACGACCUCAAUAAGAAGGUGCAGGACCUGUGUGCCCACGCGCCCCGGGCAGACACAGACCUGUUGGAGCCUUUGAAGGACCCAUCUCGGGACGGCUCCGAGGCG